Dermochelys coriacea (leatherback sea turtle) is the source of this 2870-nucleotide messenger RNA. RefSeq names its product transmembrane protein 268 (gene TMEM268). The record is from RefSeq and is a predicted model, not a curated record. The transcript has 10 exons. NCBI's taxonomy places the organism in Eukaryota, Metazoa, Chordata, Testudines, Dermochelyidae. The coding region runs from base 884 to 1942 and encodes 352 amino acids.
UGCUAUGGUUGGAUCCUUAUCUGGGGGAGAAGAGAAGGCAGAUGCAGUUACUCGUUCUGAUGCAAUUGCACCUGAGCUUUGCCUACCUGUGUAUGUAGAGGGGAGAUGAUACUGCAUGCUAAUGACAACAGAGAGGCAGCCUGCAGUGGCUAAUGUAAUAAGCCCCCAUGCAGAUAAGCAGCUAUGAAGACAAAGCUGCUCCAGUGUUUCAAUGAACACGUUGCCUAGUAAUGGUCAGAGUAAACCAAGCUAGAGAAAUUCCAGGCUAUGAGAGAAUCACAGGGGGCCCAUGCACAAUAAGUGGAGCUCAUCUUUUUUUUUAUUUUAGUCACCAUUCAUGAGUAUAAACAAGUGUGCUACGAUCCUGGAUUAGAUCUGUCUCGUGCCUCCCCAGAACCACUUGCGUUUGCUUGUUUCUGGUGCAUCCCAAUUCUAUGGCAACGUCAUGAUUACAGACAGUGUAAAAUGAACCUUCUCCCUUCCCACUCCACCUCUUUGCUUGGGGGAAGCUGUAAUCCUGGUGUUGCAUGUUACACAAUGGAGAGAAACCUAUGGAGUGACUCCCUCUGAUUUUAUGGCUGAUCCUGUCACAUUUUUCUGGGAGAAGCUGGGCUGGACGCAGCAGCAGUUUAUUUGUAAGGGAAGCCAGGAAAAUGUCUAGUUUGAUGGUCGAUUCUUGUAAAUUCCAGGGCUGGGCAAGAUUGUGACUCCCUUGCUCAAAUCAAGUCAUAUAUUACAUCGCAAGCAAAUCAAUGGGACUUUUCUUCAGUUUGAAUAAGAGUAUCACAGUCUAGUCCACAGCAAGGAGAACAGUCUUUAACUGGGUGUUUCUAUGCUGUAAAAGAGGAAAGGGGAAGAAUUAUGAAUAUGGAGUGUUGGAUUUAUGACUGCAGGAGAUAGCAGUCCGCAUGAAGCCCGUUUCUUCACCAUGGCCUGUGAAAGCCAAGCAGAUGGAGCUGAGAAACAAAGUCCCAUCUCCUACUGUGGGACCCAUGCAGGUGAAAGCUCCCUUCACUGGGUGAAAGAGUUCCACAAUGGCCAAGUGCUUAUGGUUCUCACUGCUAGCAAUACCUGCUCUUCCACCUUCUUUGAUAUGGAGCGUUGUGCAGAGAAGCUGAAGACCUUUGGAAUUCAGAUGACAAUGGAUCAUUGGAGAAACUUAAUUCAAAACGCCAUUCUGGAACCUGAAGUAAGAAGAUACAUGUUCUACAACUCCAGAGCUUUUGGGAUAGCCAUUGCUGUGAUUUUCUACAUCUCAAUCUGGGCAAAUAUUUACUCAACCAUGCAGCUGUAUUUCUUUGGGUGCCACUGGGAAGUCAGCAUUCUGGUGACAUUGGCUGCCAUAGCACUCACUAUAGUUGUUAUAUUGAUUAUUGACCAACAUCAAAGGAAGAUACAUGUGAAUACUGAUGUGAGGCUGGCAGCUGCCAAUGAAGUCUUCAUGAAGCACAACUUACUUCUGGGGGUUGCAGAUGCCAUGGACAGGCAUCAGAAUGUUCUACAGCUUUGCUUUGUCCAUUUCAACCUGGAGCAGUGUCUUCACUCCUUAGCAGGCUAUAUUACAGAACAGAAGAGAAACCACCAGUCAGCCCUGAGGCACAAUCUGGACCAGUUCUGUGUCACUGUGGAGACAGUGAUCCAGUCGGAUCAGGGAAGAGAAGAGGAGAGUUCGUCUGAAGAGUCACCUCUUCUACCCAAUGACAAGAAAGGGACUCUGGCAUGCAGUGAACUGCUCCAGCUCAUUCCAGAGGGAGCUCCAGAGGUGAUGGCCCAGCAGCUGUUGGUGAUCUUCAGUGGCUAUUACAUCAGACUCUUGAUCAGUGGUCAGCUCCCUCAGGUCAUCAUGUUAAGGCAUGUGGAACACAUGAAUAUCCCCUGCCUUUGCCAGUUCAUAGAGACGAAUGUGCUUGACACAGGACACUGUUGGUUCAAGGUCAGGUGACGUGAGGGGCCUGGAAAGCGUUGUUGCAAUUAAUACUGUUCAAAUACAGUGGUCCAUGGAAGAAGCCAGGGCAUAGGGAAGUCCUGGAGAGAGAUGCAACUGCAUCAGGGAUUUGUUUUGACCAAUGAGAGGUCAGUAAUGAGGUGGAGGACAUGACUUUAGUUAAAUAUUCAAAAUCCCAUUCAGAGACGAUAAAAGAGACAGACACUUAACUGCCCUCUUGCAGAGGAGCAAAAUCUCAUGUGAAGAAGUGAAUUGGGCUGCUUAGGAAUGUCCCUUCCUUACUUCUUGUCCAGUCUGUUGGCUGCCCAAUACAAAUAGUUUCAUUUAAGUGUGUUUGUAAGGAGCUAUCAACUCAUGCUGGCAAUAGUGCAAGUAAGGAUCAUGCCUGGAUGAUGCACAGCAUAUAAAGUUCAGAUUGUUGAAUGUUUAAUGCAAGGAACAUUGCAAGAUCAUGGCUCGUUAAGUUUCCUCUUUUAUGCUCCACUCAUGUUCCUUUCAUCAUGCAUGUGUGAUCCUUGCAUUUUUCCCAGCAUGGGCAAAUGACAUGGCUAUUGUCUUUGUUUUCUUGCACAGACAUGCUCUAUUUUAUUUGGCCCUGGAGAUCAGAGCAUGACAUCUCUCAUGCUUGCUCCACCCCAGCAGAAACUCACAAACUCUUAGAAUCCCAUUUGUUCUGGACUUCUGUUUGUAUUUGUUGUUUGCUAGGCACGGACACUGCACUCAGCACUGUACAAAACACAGAAGAUGUCACGACCUCUGACCUGGAGAAUUGUUAACCUAGGAGCAUGAUCAGAAACAUCCCCCACUCCCUUUUACUCUACCAGGAGUUAGGGGUGAUGAACAACUUCUAGAAGGUGCUCAGCAUCUCGCAUUAUUAGUCCUUUAAAAAACAGACAACAUGAAGCACACUAAAAAUCUAAAACAA